CACAAUGUUUUGUCAUAAACAGACGAAAACACCGCUGUAUAAUUUUAAUAUCGGCAGUUAUUAUUAGUAGUUCGACAAUCCGGUUUAUGACAGUUUCGUAAGUCAACGUUGCAAAACAAAACAUAGCACACAAGACAAUGGCAAUGCAGUGCUUGAGAUCGCUUACGAAAAAUAUACCGAGAAGUGCAUGCACCAUCAAGCAUGUCAGCCGAUACAUCACCUCGUUUUCUAUGCUGCCAGAAACACAUCAAAUGCUGUACAAAACUUGCAGGGACUUUGCUGAACAAGAAUUAAAGCCCAUCGCAGCGGAGACGGACAAGAAGCAUCUGUUUCCAAAGGAACAAAUCAAGAAGAUGGGUGAGCUUGGUCUCAUGGGUUUAUGCAUCCCUGAAGCACUAGGUGGAACAGGACUAGAUUAUCUGGCUUAUGCUAUAGCUAUGGAGGAGAUCUCUAGAGGUUGCGCAAGCGCUGGAGUCAUAAUGAGCGUGCAAAAUUCUCUCUACUUGGGACCCAUAGACGCGUUUGGGACCGAUAAGCAAAAGGAAAAGUACAUUGUUCCCUUCAUGAGUGGAGAGAAGAUUGGCUGUUUUGCUCUCAGUGAACCAGGUAAUGGGUCUGACGCUGGUGCGGCGUCCACCACUGCCAAGGCAGAUGGCAACGUGUAUAUAAUUAAUGGUACCAAGGCAUGGAUAACAAACGCGUUCGAGGCCAGUGGGAUAGUUCUCUUCGCGACAACUGACAAGUCCAAGAAGCACAAGGGUAUAAGCGCUAUCGUCGUAGACAGUCCGACGCCGGGUCUGAACCUGGGUAAGAAAGAGGACAAACUAGGUAUACGAGGCAGCAGCACUUGUUCUUUGAUCUUCGAGGACUGUCAGGUACCACAGGACAACACCCUGGGUCAACCAGGAAUGGGCUUCAAGAUCGCGAUGAUGACUCUAGACGCUGGUAGAAUAGGAAUCGCUGGGCAAGCGUUGGGCAUAGCUCAAGCAUCUCUGGAUUGUGCAAUGGAUUAUGCAGGUAAACGCCAAGCCUUCGGUCAGUCGAUCAUCAAGCUGCAGAUAAUUCAACAAAAAAUCGCUGACAUGGCCAUGAAACUGGAAAGCUCAAGACUGCUGACGUGGCGAGCAGCACAGCUCAAGGAUAGCGGUAAACCGUACACAAAGGAAGCCGCUAUGGCCAAACUGUCGGCAUCGGAGACCGCCACGUUCUGCACUCAUCAGUGCUUACAGAUUUUGGGAGGGAUGGGAUACGUGUCGGAUAUGCCGGCGGAACGUCAUUACAGGGACGCGCGUAUCACGGAGAUCUACGAAGGCACGUCGGAGAUCCAGAGACUCGUGAUCGCCGCGAAUCUCAUCAAAGAGUAUGGCCUCAAUUGAGAUCGCUCGACUCACGCACUCGAAAUAAAUUUAAUACGCUAUGCCUUCUAAUUUUAUUAACUCUUGACUAAAUACUUGACUGGAUCAAGAGACAUACGUACAUACGCGCACACACAUACAGGUACGUAUAUACGUAUGUAUGCAAGAAAAGAGAACGCAUGUACACGUGCAUAUAUACAUAUAUACACAUACACAUCUGGUAUUUCACUGUUUAGCCCUUUGGCAGCGGUACGGAAAAUGUUUUCCUCUCCUUUGUAUUUCUUCUAUCUAUCCACAACUCUUUUCUACCCUGCUUGUCGUAUGUCUAGGAACAGCUAGAGCCUAUUUAUUUAAGUAACUAUUGUUAGGAUAACAGGUAUAAUGUGCGAAUCUCGCGUACAUGUGUGAAACUUUCAUGUCUAACAAAACGAACAACGCAGUCGUGGAACAAAGACGGAUUCCAUUACAAGCUUGUUUGAACGACACUGAUGUGUGCCUUUCGAUCGGUUUUCCCUCGUCGAUAAAAUAGCGAAUAAAUACGUGUUCAGUUUUCUCUGUUUCUCACAUGUGUCUGGUGCAUUGAGUACAAAUACUACGUGUACACCAUCGCGGCUACUACUGCUCGUACGUAAAUACGAAGAUAAAAGCUAUCUUAAACUACAUGCCUCGCCAACGAGAAAAUACAUUUACUUUGUGCAAAUGACAGUAAAUUAUACUUUGUUAUUUGCUUUCUCAAUCUUUAAUCGUAUAUUUAAUUAGAGAUCCUAUCGCUAAGUGAGAACGCUGCUGCGAUUUCACAUUUUGGUGUUCAACCCACUAAGACUCCUUACUCUCAUUUCGUUUUAGGAUUCAAUUUUUUGAGAAAAUUGAAAUAUAUUAUUUUCAGAUUAAGAUAGUUUUCGUAUAACGAUCUUUAUUCUUGUUAUGACAAAAUUACAUAAUUAUUCUUUGUCACGAUUUUUUUUCAUAGAAUAUAAUAUAUCGAAAAAGGAAUUAAAAGUUAAAUCGUAAUAGCCUGUAAUGGGUUACGAGCAGCGUCUCAAAAUACUUUGUCGGUUGUACUCAGAGAUCCAUUGGAAUGCAAAGAAACAUAUAUAUAAAUUGAAUUUCAUUGUGUAUACCUCUUUCUUUUUAUAUAUAUAUACAAUAACGCAUCCUUUCGCCGUUCACCCGCUGUCAUCAUAUUGAAAUAGCCUAAACUCUGCUUCUCUACAUAUGUGUGUUUAUGUAUAUUGGUGUGUUUGUGUGUGUGAGCACUUUACAUAGGUUAUACCAUCUCUCCCGUCCUCAGUAAACAAUUUAGAGUGCUAUCUGUUAAUACGUAACUGUUCGUUAACAUCGCAGUAUAAUUAAAAAAUCCAUCAGUUUGGUCCUAACUCUUUAGGGGAUCGGUACAUGUACACGCGUCUCGCGCUCGUCGGUAACGAACGAACGGAACGGUAAGAAUAGAAGAACGUUAUAGGUCGAAAUC
Monomorium pharaonis (pharaoh ant) is the source of this 2826-nucleotide messenger RNA. It is a transcript of the gene Arc42, whose product is annotated as short-chain specific acyl-CoA dehydrogenase, mitochondrial. Gene Ontology annotation, cellular component: mitochondrion. Gene Ontology annotation, biological process: butyrate catabolic process; fatty acid beta-oxidation using acyl-CoA dehydrogenase. The transcript has 7 exons. The record is from RefSeq and is a predicted model, not a curated record. Gene Ontology annotation, molecular function: flavin adenine dinucleotide binding. Bases 138 to 1376 code for a protein of 412 amino acids. Lineage: Eukaryota; Metazoa; Arthropoda; Insecta; Hymenoptera; Formicidae.